This is a messenger RNA of Dovyalis caffra, 822 nucleotides long. The record is from the annotation of a GenBank genome assembly. NCBI's taxonomy places the organism in Eukaryota, Viridiplantae, Streptophyta, Magnoliopsida, Malpighiales, Salicaceae.
AUGUUCUAUUCCUCCCGAAUUGCAUUCUUUAAGGAAACUAGAGUAUCUUCGCAUUCGAGUAACUUGAUUGAGGGAACAUUAAGUGCCGACUUGGGCAAUCUUACGAAUUUAAAGAUUCCGAACUUGGAUGAUCACUUGUCAAGCGGAGUGAUUCUUGCAGAGAAUGGAAAUCUCACCAAGUCGAGAGCCCGAGAAUCUAGCCGUGUGGGACUUGUUAAGAAACAUAUUUUCAAGCAACAAGUUCCAAAUCGUAAUGUAAAUGGACCGUCGCUUUGUGUUGAUCUUUUCUCCAAUAGACUUUCCGGUGAGAUUCCCAUAAAUGUUGCGGUUGCUGGACUUCUCAAGCAACAGAUUUAUGAGUUUCCGAAUUUUGAUCCAACAGACUCUCUUGUUUAUCUCAUAGAUGAAGAUGAAUGGGAGCGAGUCGUUUGUGAUUCUCUCACUAGUCCACAGCGGGUGGCUGGUCUUGAUCUCGACCAUCUCACUUUCUCUGCUGUGACAUCAGAUAUUUUCUGGAGAGAUUCCAGCGUCCAUAAAGAGUUUGAAGGAUUUGACUGUAAUGGAUUUGGGAGACAACCUUUUGACAGGAGUGAUCCCUCCAUCAAUUCAAAACAUGAUCGACUUUUUGCUGCCUAUGGUGGGCUGGACUUGGAAGUUCAACAUCUUGGUUCUUAUUGGGUCAUAUUUAGGCUUCUUCAAAAGGCUCGUACUGUGGGAGGAAUGGCCCAUGUUCAACUCUAUUCAUUAACCAGACCCAAUUACUGUUGGAUAAUUACUAGCAAAGUGAGGGGUAAUUUCGUAGUUUGGUACCCAAAAGAAUGA